Messenger RNA from Dioscorea cayenensis subsp. rotundata (Guinea yam), 946 nucleotides. RefSeq names its product abscisic acid receptor PYR1-like. The record is from RefSeq and is a predicted model, not a curated record. Gene Ontology annotation, biological process: abscisic acid-activated signaling pathway. Gene Ontology annotation, cellular component: cytoplasm; nucleus. NCBI's taxonomy places the organism in Eukaryota, Viridiplantae, Streptophyta, Magnoliopsida, Dioscoreales, Dioscoreaceae. The transcript has a single exon. Gene Ontology annotation, molecular function: signaling receptor activity; abscisic acid binding; protein phosphatase inhibitor activity. The coding region runs from base 91 to 717 and encodes 208 amino acids.
AACCCCUCCAUUCCUAUUAUAAAAAAAAAAAAUCGGACCCGAAAACACACAUCCAAAAUAGAGAGAGAAAGAGAGAGAGAGAGAUCAACAAUGGAGGUCGGAGGAGAAGAGGUUACCUCGAGAUCGGAGAUGGAUGAGAUUCCGGCGGGGAUCACGGCGGAGGAGUAUGAGGAGCUGAAGGCCACGAUCGAAGCUCACCACCAGUAUCGCACGGGGCCGGGGAGGUGCUCGUCGUUGCUGGCGCAACGAGUGAAAGCACCGUCGGAGAAGGUCUGGGCUGUGGUUCGUUGCUUUGAUCGGCCCCAGGUUUACAAGCACUUUGUCCGCAGCUGCACAAUCCCUGGCGAUGGCGAGAUCCGUGUUGGAUGUCUUCGAGAAGUCAGCGUGAUCUCUGGCCUGCCGGCGAGCUUCAGCACCGAGCGACUCGAUAUCCUUGACGAUGAGCGUCGGGUCUUCGGUUUCUCGAUCAUCGGCGGCGAGCAUCGGCUCCGUAACUACCGAUCGGUGACGACGGUGACUCAGUUUGGGGGUGGAGAAGGGCGCGAGAUCUGGAGCGUUGUGUUAGAGUCUUACGCCGUUGAUGUGCCGGAAGGGAAUACGGAGGAUGACACCAGGUUGUUCGCCGACACCGUCGUGAAGCUCAAUCUCCAGAAGCUAGCAACGGUGGCGGAGAUGGAAGCGAUGGCGGCGCCGGCGCCGGCGCCGCCCGAGACUUAACGACAAAAAACGGGGUAGCGAUCCCUUUCUCCAGCCUUUUGUGGUUUUUCCUUUUUUUUUUUUUAAUUUUGGAUUUGUGGGGAGAAUAAUUUGGGAUUUAUUGGUGAAGUUACGGAAUUGCCCUUGUUGUAUACUGCCCUUACAAUUGUGAUUCACCUGGGCCUCCGCUCUUGAGGGUAUUUAUGGUAUUUAAACAUAUUUUAAUUUUUCAAUAAACCGCUUUUUCUAA